This is a messenger RNA of Agrilus planipennis (emerald ash borer), 8101 nucleotides long. Its product is annotated as ankyrin-3. The transcript has 30 exons. Lineage: Eukaryota; Metazoa; Arthropoda; Insecta; Coleoptera; Buprestidae. The coding region runs from base 105 to 7475 and encodes 2456 amino acids. Gene Ontology annotation, biological process: signal transduction. The record is from RefSeq and is a predicted model, not a curated record. Gene Ontology annotation, molecular function: protein binding.
UGUAUUCAUUGGUCCGUCUCGCCUGUCUGUUCUCGCCCAUAGAUUGCUCUCGCCGUUCUCGCUGUCAGAAACGGAGGUAUACGCCGUUUAAAGACUUUCUGACGAUGGCUUUAGGAAACGGUAGUGCAACCGCUAAUGGUGGAGUAACUCAAGAAAAAGCUCCUGUAGUUAAUGGCACUAACAUGGAAACGCUUCCCAGAACCAGCAAGCAGACGGACCCUAACACUGCUUUUUUAAGAGCUGCAAGAGCUGGUCAGCUUGACAAAAUUCAAGAAUACCUUGACUCAGGAACAAUUAGAGAUAUAAAUACUUCAAAUGCGAAUGGCCUUAACGCACUUCACCUGGCAGCUAAGGAUGGUCACAUUGAAGUUGUACGAGAGCUUCUAAAACGAGAUGCUAUUAUCGACGCUGCAACGAAAAAAGGAAACACAGCUUUACACAUAGCUUCUCUUGCUGGCCAGGAGGAAGUUGUCCGAUUAUUAAUCCAGCAUGGUGCUUCAAUUAACGUUCAAUCACAAAAUGGCUUCACCCCAUUGUAUAUGGCAGCUCAGGAAAAUCACGAAAACGUUGUCAAAUAUUUACUUUCGAAAGGUGCAAACCAAGCUCUGGCUACCGAGGACGGAUUUACACCUUUAGCAGUUGCAAUGCAGCAGGGUCAUGACAAAGUUGUUGCUGUAUUGUUAGAAAACGAUACAAGAGGUAAGGUUAAGUUGCCAGCUCUUCAUAUCGCAGCCAAAAAGGAUGACGUGAAAGCAGCCUCUUUAUUAUUACAGAAUGACCAUAACCCUGAUAUAACAUCGAAAAGCGGAUUUACACCUUUGCACAUAGCUGCUCACUACGGAAAUGACAAAGUGGCUUCCCUUUUGUAUGACAAAGGCGCUGAUGUAAAUUUUUCAGCUAAACAUAAUAUUACUCCCCUUCAUGUGGCAAGUAAAUGGGGUAAGAUCAACAUGGUUUCUCUUCUUGUUGCAAAAGGCGCUAAUAUUCAAGCAAAAACACGGGAUGGUCUAACACCAUUGCAUUGUGCCGCUAGAUCAGGCCACGACCAAGUUGUGGAUAUGUUGCUGGAAAAUGGAGCACCAAUGCAUGCAAAAACUAAGAAUGGACUUGCUCCACUACAUAUGGCAGCCCAGGGAGAACAUGUUGAUGCUGCUAGAAUUCUUCUGUAUCAUGGAGCACCAGUUGAUGAAGUAACGGUAGAUUAUCUCACUGCGCUUCAUGUUGCUGCUCAUUGCGGACAUGUACGAGUUGCUAAAUUACUUUUAGACAGAGGAGCUGAUCCAAAUGCAAGGGCCUUGAACGGUUUUACUCCACUUCACAUCGCCUGUAAAAAAAACAGGAUUAAAAUGGUGGAACUUUUACUAAAACAUGGUGCAAAUAUUGGUGCUACAACCGAAAGUGGCCUCACUCCCUUACAUGUUGCUAGUUUUAUGGGUUGCAUGAACAUUGUAAUAUAUCUACUCCAACAUGACGCAAAUCCAGAUGUUCCCACAGUUCGAGGAGAAACCGCUCUACAUUUAGCUGCGAGGGCAAACCAGACAGAUAUAAUACGAAUACUACUAAGGAAUGGAGCAGCCGUUGAUGCAAAAGCUCGAGAAGAACAAACACCUUUGCACGUUGCAUCUCGAUUAGGAAAUGUUGACAUUGUUAUGCUUUUGCUACAACAUGGAGCAAAUCCUCAUGCAACAACAAAAGAUUUAUAUACUCCGCUACACAUUGCCGCUAAAGAGGGGCAAGAAGAGGUGGCAUCGAUAUUGUUGGACAAUGGAGCUGACUUAACUGCAACUACCAAGAAAGGUUUCACUCCUCUACAUUUAGCUGCAAAGUAUGGACAUUUAAAUAUUGCCCGAUUGCUUCUACAAAGAGAUGCUCCAGCAGAUGCCCAAGGCAAAAACGGAGUUACUCCACUUCAUGUUGCUGCCCACUACGAUCAUCAACCUGUAGCCUUACUGCUGCUUGAUAAAGGUGCCUCUCCUCAUGCUAUAGCUAAAAACGGACAUACUCCACUGCAUAUUGCUGCUAAAAAGAAUCAAAUGGAUAUCGCAACGACUCUGUUGGAAUACGGAGCAAAAGCUGAUGCUGAAUCAAAAGCCGGUUUUACGCCCCUUCAUUUAAGUGCUCAAGAAGGACAUGUCGAUAUGUCUUCCUUAUUAAUUGAACACCAAUCAAAUCCAAAUCAUGCUUCUAAGAAUGGGUUAACACCUCUACACUUAUGUGCUCAAGAAGACCACGUCCCUGUGGCCCAACUCUUGCUUAGAGCCGGUGCCAAUUCAGGUGCAGUCACAAAGUCUGGAUACACACCACUGCACGUGGCUUGUCAUCAUGGUCACGUCAACAUAAUUCGUCUUCUCCUUGAACAAGGAGCAGAUGUCAACCCCGUUACCCUAACUGGUUAUACACCUCUCCAUCAGGCUGCUCAGCAGGGACAUGUUCUCGUCAUACGUCUCCUGCUUAAAAAUAAGGCCAAUCCAAAUGCUUUAACUAAUAGUGGCCAGUCUGCCUUAGGUAUUGCAAGUAAAUUGGGAUAUAUCAGUGUUAUAGAGGAGUUAAAGGUUGUCACAGAAGUUGAUAUUACAACUACGACUACUACAAACAUAGAAGAAAAAUAUCGCGUAAUGGCACCAGAAGCAAUGCAAGAAGUUUUCAUGUCUGAUUCGGAAGAUGAAGGUGACGAUCCAGGUGAUCACCACAAUCAGUACAAAUAUAUGACUGCGGAUGAUAUGAAAUCAUUUGGUGGAGACGAUUCCAUGAAAUUAGAUGUUACUAGCGAUGAAAAAAGUGAUCACCGUAGUUCAAUGGCACCGUCAUAUGUAAGUGGGGAAGGUUAUAUUAAUGCCUCUCAUGCUCAUCAGAAUUACUCCAUUAAUUCGCACAUGGUUCCUGACAAUGUGGAUAUCAACAGACAUCCUAUUACUGUUGGUUUUCUGGUGUCAUUCCUUGUUGAUGCAAGAGGUGGGGCCAUGAGAGGCUGUCGACAUUCCGGAGUUAGAGUUAUUGUUCCUCCCAAAUGCGCAGCUAGUCCAAUACGGAUUACUUGUCGAUAUGUUCGACCUCAAAGAGUUGCCAAUCCUCCCCCCUUAAUGGAGGGAGAAGCCCUUGCCAGCAGAAUUCUAGAGCUUGGUCCGGUUGGUGCUAAAUUUUUGGGGCCAGUCAUACUUGAGAUACCACACUUUGCAUCUCUUCGAGGAAAGCAACGUGAAAUUAUCGUUCUAAGGUCAGAUACAGGCGAAACAUGGAAAGAACAUACUCUUGAAGCCAGUGAAGAAGCUAUUCAGGAUGUUUUAAAUCACAGUUUUGAUGGAGAAGAACUGAAUCAAAUUGAAGAUCUUCACACAAGUCGAAUAACACGCAUUUUAACAAAUGAUUUUCCACAUUACUUUGCUAUAGUCUCCAGGGUGAGGCAAGAAGUUCAUGCUAUUGGUCCCGAAGGUGGCACUGUUUCUAGUACUGCUGUUCCAUUAGUGCAAGCCGUCUUCCCUCCAAAUGCGUUAACGAAAAAAAUUAAAGUUGGGCUUCAGGCACAAGCAGUUGAACCAGAAGUAGUUGCAAAACUUCUAGGCCAUGGAGUUGCAGUAUCUCCAAUAGUUACUGUUGAACCAAGGCGAAGAAAAUUCCAUAAAGCUAUCACUUUAAGUAUGCCAGCUCCCAGAGCGCAUUCUCAAGGAAUGAUCAAUCAGUACUCAGGCUUAGCUCCAACAUUACGACUCCUGUGUUCCAUAACAGGAGGCCAGACUAAAGCAGUUUGGGAAGAUGUAACAGGAUCAACACCACUCACCUUUAUCAAGGAUUGUGUAUCGUUUACUACAACCGUUUCUGCUCGAUUCUGGCUGAUGGACUGUAGAAAUGUUUCAGAAUCUGCUCGAAUGGCAACAGAGCUUUAUAUUUUUUCAGCACAUGUACCGUUUAUGGCCAAAUUUGUCAUAUUUGCAAAACGGAUUAGUGUCUCUGAAGCCAGAAUUAGAGUUUUUUGUAUGACCGAUGAUAAGGAAGAAAAGACCUUGGAGCAUCAGGAACAUUUCACUGAAAUAGCGAAAAGUAGAGAUGUUGAAGUACUUGAAAAUAGAAACAUUUACAUGGAAUUUUCUGGAAAUCUAAUACCGAUAUUGCAAUCUGGUGAUCAACCCAUACUUGAUUUUGUGGCCUUCCGAGAAAACAGAUUAGCUUUUUCUGUUAGAAUUAAAGAUAUAGAUGAAGAACCAUCUGGGCUUAUUCUAUUUAUGACAGAUCCUAAAGUAGCACGUGGAGAUCCACCACAAACGCCAAUUUGCACUCUAAAUCUUAUUCUUCCUUCUCAAAUUUUGCCUGACCGAGAUUCUCAUUCAGAUUUACUGUCAUUAGAUAAUGAUCACAGCUAUUUACAACAUGGUGGAAUAAGUAAAGCUGAUGCAAUACAUAGAGCAGAUUUCCGACUUUCAGAUAUUUGUAACUUACUUAACGGUGACAUGGAAAAACUUGCAGCAGAACUUGGAAUACCCCCAUCAGAUAUCAAAAUAAUUAAGGAAGAAUAUACCAACAAUACUGCACAGCAAUCGAUGGUUAUGUUCCGACUAUGGUUAAGACAAAAAGGGAAUAGGGCUACUGGUAAUCAACUUGAACAAGCCCUGAACAAAAUUGGUCGGCAAGAUAUUGUAUCCAAAUGCAUAUGCAAUGUUGAAUUAGUAACCGAUGAUAUGGAACGAGCCUUGGCAAAGGUCAGAUUAGAUCAGUCCGGAUUUGAUUCUCUAAAAGACGAAUUGGGGUUAUCAUCCAGAGAAACGUCCUUACAACGAGGUGAUCACGUAACCAACUUUUAUAAAGACGAAGAACUUGAUAAAAAUCAAAAAAAUAAAGAAAAUCACAACGGCAAGUUCAUUAACGACGAUUUGGUCAAUACUAUCGAAAACUACCUUGUAUAUACUGAAGAAAAUGGCAAACUUGCUAGAGAAAACGAAUCGGAAAUUUAUAAAUCUCCGGAUGUUUCAAAUGAAAAGAAUAUUAAAACUAUCACCAACGAUCAAGAUAUAAAACAUAAAAAUUACGAUAUAAAAACUCCUCCUCCAAGUCCAGCUGAGUACAAGGUCAAUACCGCGAAUGUCGUUGAUGAAGACAAUGUCAAUCGAGAUGCUUUUGGACCGUCAAGCCGUAAGGAAACAGAGAAAUUCAUUCAAUUUGAAAAAUCUACAUCGUAUGUUUUUCCAAAUGAAGAUAAUGAGAGAAAUAAAAAUGUAGAAAUGUUACCAAAAGUUAUAGCAGAACAGAAACUUUCAGAAACAAAAACUAACAAUUUAGAAAAAACUGAUACUGUUGAACAACAAUACCCAGAUGAUAAAGAUUUAUCACCUGAGAAAAUUAAUUUAAAAGCAUGUGAAACUCCUAACUUGCAUAAAGUUGCACUGCAGAAGGCUUCCAUGGAUACUUCCUUUAAUGAACUGUCAAAAAAUGAGAUAGAGAAGAUUUCAAAACCAAUAAAAUCGGAAAUUGGUAGUGAUAGGUCAAAAGAUAUUUUGCAGUACGAUUUAGGACCCAUUGCACGAGUCAAAACUGAAGAGUUUUUAGAAGCUGAAAAAACCAAUACGUCAUCCUAUCACCAAUAUCCAAAAUUAAAUAAACUUGACCGUGAAUCGAUUGUGAAAGAAGAAUAUCAUUCACAGCUAGAAAAUUCUACAACUGACCAAGAAAAUUCAAAAUUAAAAACCGCAACUGAAUUGUUUUUGGACUCUGAAAAAACUUUAUCGAUGAACUCGUUUACGAAAUAUGAAAAUACAGAUCAAGAUUCAAAGAAAACAAUUAAUCAACUAUUAGAGGAUGGGAAAGCCAAAAAAAUGUUAGAUAGUGAAAAAGAGUCUCAUAAAGAAAAGAAAUCGAAAAAAGAUAAAAAACAGAAAUCUGAUGAAGAGCGAAUCGCAGAAUUGAAAGUAAAUGUAAGUAAUACCCUUACAUUUUUACAUCAAGAACGCAAUGAUUUUUUACCUGAUGAAGAUAUAAUUAUUCCCCAACGGAAAGAUGACCAUGUUGCAAAAGAAAUAAAUUUAGAUUACAUUAAAACAAAAAAGCAUCAUCACUACGAAAAUAUAACGUCUCCAGAACGAACUACACAUACUUAUGAAAAUAUGCCUGCAUUCCAACAUGUUUAUGAGGACGUUGAUUUUCAAACUCGAGAUACAACAACAGGUGAACCCUUAUAUGAAAAUAUAUGUGCCGUGGCAAAGGAUGAAGUUUCAGAUGUUAUUCAUCAGGCAGAAAAAGUGGUCAAUGAAGAAUGUAAUAUAUUUGAACCUCUACCUGAGGAAACUCCCAUUAUUGAGGAAUUAAUAGAAAACGAACAUCCAACUAGAAAAGAUGUCAACAAUACUUUCUGUAGUUUAGAACACUUUCGUGAUGAUCUUUUAAAAACAUCGCAACAAAAAAGCGAAGAAGCUUUUCAAUUUCUUGAAAACGAGUUAUCAAGUCCCUUAACCCCCACGGUAGAAUCGUUAGGAAAGUCAGUGACAUUCGCAGAAAACGUAGAAUACAAUUCCCCUAACCAACGUGAAUUAACAAGUGCUUUUAUUGAGUCCCAGUGUUCUAGUCCAUUUUCUAAAAAAGAAGAACCUGAUGCUCAUAAAAUUAAAAGUUCAAUACCAGUUCCUAAACCAAGGCAAAAGCCAGCACAGGAAAAAGAUAUUGAUUUAUUAUUUUCGGAAAACGAUCAAGCAUUAACAUCCAUGGAAAAUGAACUAUUAAGCAAAAUUCCUGUAGCUAAAGGUAAAGUUAAAACUAUAAAAAAACAUUCUAAAGAUCCUUUGAAAGAAUUCGUCAAGCUUAGUCAAGAUAUAAAUUGGGACGAAGAAAUUGACGGUAAAAUUACCAAGACGAUAAUUUCUGAUGAUAAUGGUACUAUUACUAAAACUACUAUAACAGUUGAUCCAAGUAUAAAAACGAAAAUCACAUCACCAGAAGUUACGUUAACGUCGAAAGGAGUUAUUUCUGACGAAUUAACCGAGCAUUCUGAGACAGCAAAAAGCAAAAUUCCAAAACUAAAAUCAGAAACAAAACCUACAAAAGCAACGGAGGAACCUAUAACUGUAUUAGAAUCAUCUAGUUUACCUGAAAACAUUGUAUCGCCUGGAUCUGAUUCAAAACAUUCUAACAAAAGUAGUACUUUAGAUUCUGACUCUGAUACAGACAGUAGAAAAAGUCCCCCGUUGAAAGGAAUAUUAAAAAAAAAUAAUAUACGUACCGUUGGCAGUUCAAGCGGUUCAGAUGUCGCACUUCAUGAAGACGGAGCAGAACUAAGCGAAGAUGAAUCAGAAGACCUAUGCCAAAAUGACCAACCACAAUAUACUGAAAGUAUCACAGAAGAGAUUGACCCUCACACCGGAGCAAAGGUUACAAGAACUGUAAGAACGUUAACGCAAACAGUAAGAACUGGCAACGAUCAAAUCCAAGAUCAACUACGAAAGUCAAUGCAAGAAGUGCUAGACCAAUUUAUGACUGCAGAAAAACAACCUCAGUAAAUAUAUUUUUAUCUCUUUUCUUGUACAUGACAAUGUUUAAAUCUAAAAUAACGAAUUGAGAUAAUGACAACUAAAUUUAUCUAGAAAACUGAAACACCUUUUUGUUCUUGUAUGAAAGAGUACUGAUUUUCAAUUCAAAAUUUAUUUGACUAUUUACAAUACCGUUUAUGUACGGUAGAAAAGAAAAGGCUUUACUUACUGUAUUUCAACUGAUCUAAAAUUUAAUAGUAGUAGUAUUUUGUAGUAAUAGCUUAUAUUCACAAAUAAAAAAUUAUUUCAUUUAAAAUUUUUGAAUCGUAAUUUAAUUUAUAUAUAAAUUGCUGGUUUGUGUGUUUGUUAUGCAUAUGUAAUUUAUUGAUAAAAUUUUUUCCAUUUUACAUGUUUUAUAGAAUUUAAGUAAUAAUUGAUUAAGUUCAUUUUUUUCUUAUUAUAUAUACAAUUGUAAAAAAUACUGCAAGAAGCUGUUCAGUAGUAAUAUGGUAACACUAAUAUUUUUUUUGCAAUUACAAAACCUUACUAACAUUGCAAAUGUACAUUUCCAUAUAUUGCCAAAUUAACAAAUUGUUAAGAAAGGUAACUGUUGCAUAAGAAGCGGUUGUUAUAAAUACAUAUUUUCAUAGCAGUUA